Molecule: messenger RNA, 2040 nt
Organism: Thermothielavioides terrestris NRRL 8126
Lineage: Eukaryota; Fungi; Ascomycota; Sordariomycetes; Sordariales; Chaetomiaceae
Exons: 4
Coding region: 1-2040 (679 amino acids)
Source: RefSeq, a predicted model, not a curated record
AUGUCGCCAACAUACAUCGGGGCCCUUGGGGGCGUCGACUGGCUGGAGUCGCGGGACGACACGAGGCGGGUGCUGGCGAACUUCGACCACUUCAACAGGUCGGGGAGUGGCAUCUUCCAGUCGGAAACCAACCGCACCAUCAGCCGGCAGCGCUUCUUGAACGAGGUGACGUGGAACACCACCAGAUCAAUCAGGACGUCGACCAUCGUUCUAGCCUCCCUCAACAUCAUAGCCGCCUUCGCCACUGCCGUGGGGAUCUUGUGCGAUUCUUAUUUCAGGAAGAGGAGGAACGACAGGAAUUUCAGGUUCAGACGUAACGGCUUUACCUUCGUCCCUGAAGCCGAGGUCUACCCGCUUGUGCUCUCCGUUGGAAUUUUCAUUCAAAGCUUCAUCUUCGCUGGGGCCCAGUCUACCGGCCUGGACUCGCUCUUCGGUCCGGGCUGUACGUGGCUGGCGGAGCUUAUGCUGCCAGCUGUGUUCAUCGUUCCCUACACCCAGCUGGUUCUUGGAAUUGAUGUUGCCAUCAGAGCCCUCCGAAAGCAGCCGUUCGCACCCAGGGGCAAGUACAAUGUGCCGGUUUGCUUAUCUAUCAUUGGCUUGCUCCUUCUGGCCAACUUCCUUGUCGCCGACUUCGACCACUCUCCGAACUUCUGCUUGUCCUCGCUCUUUUGGUUUGUCUCGCACUAUUCGAUCGCUUGCUUCGCACUAUUCAUCGCCAUUACUGGCAUUAUCUUGGUUUGCGUCGUGAUAAUCUGCGUUAGACUGCACCGCAGCAUUAAGGUGGAGAUAACUGCCCGGGUGGCUGCGUCCAGGAUGGUGUACUAUCUGGCUCUUGCCGUCGUUUCAAAGGCGUUUUUAAUCCCGUUCUUCUUCGUCCAGGGUUUCAUGGACGGUCGGGGCCAAUUGUCCAACGCUCUCACUUUGGGCAUGAUCGCGGCGGUCGUGGCAAAUGUCUCCGGCCUGAUGACCGGUGGCCUUUACCUGUUUCUCAAGUCGAGCCCUGCGACCACCAUUGGACCCAGAGACAAAGCCGGCGAAUACGAAAACAGGCGGGCGUUCUAUAAGAUGGCACGUUACGAUUCGAACGAUUCGGAUGACAACGCCGGUGGCUCGGUUGGCCACAUGAACGACCAGGUGGCAGGAUCGCGGACCCUGCGCCGGGUGGACAGCGAGGUGACUUUGCUCAGCGGUGAGAACGAGGCGGAGGCGUCAGAUAGCAAGAGCACCAAGUCGGCCUCCACACACAACGGUCGACGAAGCCCUAACCCCGUUCGGUCAAGCAAAUUCACUUCCGCCGUGGCAUCCGUACUGAUGCCCAAGGCACCGGAACCUGCUCGCAUCCCUACGAUGCCGGCUGCAGGCCACCUGCGAAAGCGCUCAUACUCUCUGUUCCCGAGAAGCACUGUCGCCUCAAAAACAUCCAUGGUCCUUUUACCGGCGACUACGUAUUCACCUGCCGACGCCUUGAAGCCGCCACCUUCGAUGGCCAACCUCGCAAACAUGCGGCACCGGAGAGAUUCGUCCCUGGUGUCUUCGGCAACUGUUCAGAUCGGGAUUCGUCUAUCUUCGGUCGACGACAUCCCCCCGCUGGCCCAAGAUAGGACUGCCGCGAGCGACGAUGUCGCCCAUACUCUCGAUUGUCCCAGCGUCGUGAAGCCGGUUGGUCUGGAGAACCCCAAGCGCCCCGGGCCAUUGGACGCUUCCGCCGCCAUAUCCGUCCCUCCCCCGGAACCGGCGGACGCGACCUCAAAGCGCGACCCGGUCAAGGACGCGAAGAUGAAGACGCUGCCUCCGGUGCCAAAGAUCAACAGCCAGGUGCCCAAGGCUGAGCCACCGCCGCAGGAGGAGGUUACCCUCAGUCCGAGCGUCUACAGCCCGCAGACCCCGACCAAAGUCAAGCUACCGAGUCCAAAGGGCGUCGGCUUCAGCAUGCCGGUACCGAAGACAACAAAUGGCGUUCCCCCUCGAAGUCCACCGCGCCGCCGUGGCACGGGCGACGCGACACCGCCAUCGGCAGAUGCCAAAGGCGCCUGGAUCUAG